AUGUCUAAAGUAGGUGCAAACAGUUUAUAGAUAUUUUAACAUUUAUUAAAUGCCUUAGAGGUAAACUCAAAUGUUAAGUUAAAUAACCAAAAUCAUCCUAAUUUUAAGCUCUAGAAAUAUAAUUCUUACUUCGAUUUGCAAUUAGAUAACGAUGUUAAAAGUUAUUUAUUUGCUUAUCCUGAUGCUCAAAUAAAUUAGUUAGAUUCUAACACUAAUCUAUCUCAUAACUCAAGAGCUUUAAGUAUCGUGGAAGUAUUGAAGUAUUUCUACAUCAAAAACUAAUCGAAUUCUAGCCCUAUCAAAAGUAGAUCCUAAUUUUUGGAAUUGUGCAACCAUUUUAUGGUGGCUUUGAACUCAAACAGAGUUUACAACAAUAUUUAGUAAGUAAAAUGGAGUGAAUGGAAUGUUUACUGGAGUACUCCUGAUCACAAGGCCAUUUGCUAUUCUAAUUGCUCAGGCUAAUGCACAGAAUCAUGUGCUGGAGGAUAGUGUAUAUAUUACUUCCCACAAAAUGAGCUAAAUAACCCUAAUUUACCAGCUAAAGAAAAGUAGGAUCCAAACAAUUCAUUUAAUGACAGCUUAUUCUAAAUUGCAAGUAUUUUCAAUAUUUUUGUGUAAGAAGAAAAGAGUAAUUUUGAAAGCUUCUUCUUCUUUACAUAAAAAUAAGAAGUAUAAAUUGACUAACUCGUUUAAAAACAAAACGAAAUUUAAGUAGAAUUUUUGUAAGGAAAUGUGUUAGGACUAGGAUCAUUGGAAGAGCUGUAUAAAUUAGAAAAAAGUUAAAUUAGAUCAUUAAGUAUACUCACUUUACUAGAAAAUAGCUAACCUAAGGGAGAAGAAGAAAGAAAAAUACUCUAUGACUUUAUUUUGAGUUUGCAUAACUUAGUUUCAUUAGAAAUUCAGCUAGAAGAAGGAAUUUACAGCAUAAUAGAAGAAGGUUCAUCAUAAGACCCUCAUGAGCUUGCUUUUUAUAAAGAAGUUCCCCCUGCUGUAGUUUAAAAUUUUGUUACAUUCUUAACAUCAUUAAAUAUUGAAAGACUUUCAUUAAUAUUAGAUGAAUUUUGCUUGUAAGCAUCAAUAGAUUUGAAUCCAAUUAUUUCUCAUCUAUCCUCUUUGAAAUUAAAACUUAAAACUCUUCAAUUAUCAAUUAAUCAUAGAAGGAUGAGCAACGCAUAACAUAUUCUUUUAAACAUUUGUAAAAUGCAACAACUUGAGCAUUUAAAUUUAAAGAUAAAAUAUUAAUGGUCUUAUUUCCAUGGUACAUUUGGUUCAAUUGAAGAGGAUUUCAAUAAAUGGGAAGUUUAAUUAAAAUCUUCAAUCAAAAACUUAAAGUCAUUAAAAAUUGAAUGA
This is a messenger RNA of Tetrahymena thermophila SB210, 1350 nucleotides long. RefSeq lists its product as hypothetical. The record is from RefSeq and is a predicted model, not a curated record. Lineage: Eukaryota; Ciliophora; Oligohymenophorea; Hymenostomatida; Tetrahymenidae. The transcript has a single exon.